Molecule: messenger RNA, 261 nt
Organism: Dovyalis caffra
Lineage: Eukaryota; Viridiplantae; Streptophyta; Magnoliopsida; Malpighiales; Salicaceae
Source: the annotation of a GenBank genome assembly
AUGAUGAAGUCGAUGGUAGCUACAAGUGUUGUAGUGAAGUUAAGAUCCGAGGGUUGGCUUGGAAAAGGGACUUGGAAUGGUGUAGGAGGUUUUUGGAAUUGUAAAGGGUUUGAAUUGUGUGUGAGGUCUAAUGUUACGAGUAGGAAUGGAGUCGAAGCUGAAAUUGUUUGCACAUUUGAUGAUAAUAUAGUUACGGGUGUCGUUAUUGUUGAUCCCGAUUGCAACCUCUUGGAGAAGUUGACUAUCUACAACCAUCCAUAA